Molecule: messenger RNA, 679 nt
Organism: Acaulospora colombiana
Lineage: Eukaryota; Fungi; Glomeromycota; Glomeromycetes; Diversisporales; Acaulosporaceae
Source: the annotation of a GenBank genome assembly
AUGGCAACACCUUCAGAAGGAUCGGGAAAGUCUGUAGGAUUUAGUUUUAGGGUCAAGGACCCCAAUAUUCUAACCAAAUGGAUGUUGGAUUCCACCAAGGUCACGUUUGGUCCAGGGGCGGCGGUCUUCGAGAUAAUGACGAGUCUCGAAAGUAUAUCUAUUGCUAUGGCAGUUGGAUCUCAUUCUAUCAAUCGAAAUGAUUUGGAGGCUCUAUGCCAGCAGUUACCGGGCGUUCCCUCCUUUAUCCUCGAUACAAAUCAACGACACCACCGACUUAUCUUCUCGAAUAUGCAAAAUGCAAGAGCCGCGUUUGGCACUCUACAGGGAAUGCCAUUAUGUGGUGAACCGGUCACUUGUCAUUUGGACUUGAAUCCUCUUCGACAGUCUGCAAGCUUUGAAUACUGUCUACAGUUAUCAUGGAUCGCCCCCUUCAAACGGUUCAUUGCACAUAUGAGGUCAAAACAUGAAGUUAGCAAUGCCAUCGACGCGUGGAAAAUGAAAAAUAUUUCUGGAGUUAGGCUACGCGUUUAUCGCCCUACAACGAACCAUUUGGACGUCAUAGUCGAUGGGAUCCCAUUGAACAUUCCUCAUCACGAGAUACAAUCUCUCUUCCCUGGAUAUUUAGGAGAAAUUGUGCUAGUAGGAGUAGAGGAUACAACCGCCGAAGGCAUCCUGCGAG